AUGCCAAUCUCCGUCAAGGCGCUCACCGCCUUCAAAGGCGGAAUCGUUGUCGGUACGCUUGCGGCCCUAGUCGAGCAGGGCUUGGCCCUACGCAAAAGGACCCACUGGAAGAGCGACGGGAAGGGCACUCCCGACACUAUGAGGUAUCACAUUAAUGUCGAGCUGGUCGCUAAGAAUAAGGAAGCUAGUGAGCAGAAGCGU
Mesorhabditis spiculigera is the source of this 201-nucleotide messenger RNA. NCBI's taxonomy places the organism in Eukaryota, Metazoa, Nematoda, Chromadorea, Rhabditida, Rhabditidae. The record is from the annotation of a GenBank genome assembly.